Molecule: messenger RNA, 252 nt
Organism: Condylostylus longicornis
Lineage: Eukaryota; Metazoa; Arthropoda; Insecta; Diptera; Dolichopodidae
Exons: 1
Coding region: 1-252 (83 amino acids)
Source: RefSeq, a predicted model, not a curated record
AUGAGAGUAACCAGUAUUCUUACACAGUCGAAUCAGGGAAUAAAUAAUCAAAAUAACCAACCUCUUCAACGAAGAAAAACCGCAGUUUUACCAAAACGUUCUUGGGUACAAAGGAAUCCUCGCUUGUUUUCCAUAAUAUUUAUAACAACAUCACUGCUUACAUUUUUUUCAAAACCAAUUUACGAUAGCUUCAUAGUGCAGCAAUUACCACCUCCACCACAAUCGUUAACAAAUAGAUAUUAUAAGAAAUAA